Orbicella faveolata is the source of this 1161-nucleotide messenger RNA. RefSeq lists its product as uncharacterized. Gene Ontology annotation, biological process: mitochondrial translation. Gene Ontology annotation, molecular function: small ribosomal subunit rRNA binding; structural constituent of ribosome. Lineage: Eukaryota; Metazoa; Cnidaria; Anthozoa; Scleractinia; Merulinidae. Gene Ontology annotation, cellular component: ribosome; mitochondrial small ribosomal subunit. The record is from RefSeq and is a predicted model, not a curated record.
AUGAAUACAGGUGUCAAAGCUUCAGAACUUACAGUUGAUAAUAUAAAGGACUAUGAUGAAGAUGUUGGCUGCCCAAUCUGCAGAAGAAACAUCACAUUCAACUAUAAAGAUGUAUUAUUUUUAUCUCAGUUUAUGUCUCCAAAAGGUUAUGUACUCAAUCGCAGAGUGACAGGUGUUUGCAGGAGACAGCAGAGGAAAUUAGAGAAAGCAAUCCGUAUAUCACAGAGAUUAGGUGUUCUGCCAAAACUGUCACCAAUACUCAGGAGAGAACUUGAAGCACAGAAACAAAAACAGAGUUGAUUUUGUUUGUUAGUCAAGAAAAUAAGGUUUCAGCUAAGCUCAAAUAAGGGUAAAAUUUUAAUUGCAGUGGCCUGAUAGUUGUAUUCUAGACAAAGGUAAAUUCACAUAGUCAUGCUUUCUCACCCAAGAGAAUCUCCAGUCCAUUGGGCAAGAUCAAGUAGUAUUUUUUGUGCAUUCUUGCUUUUAUCUAUAUUUAGCCACCAAUGUGGUGAAUGCUGUCUAUUGAAGGUUAAGUUUCCAUCCCUUUCCUGUGUCUGAUCUAUUUCUGGACCUCGUGUAGCUCAGCCACAGCACUAGUUCUGAGAUAGAUAAGGCCUAUAUAUUAUUAACCAAGUUUGUUUGGUCAAGACUGCUGGAUAUUGGCCAGCAUCAUGUCAUUUAAGUUUUUGCCACCAUAUAAACUGCAUUGCAGUGACAAGACUCCAGGUUACCAGAACUUCAAUAUAGUGACAGAAUAGUAUGUAGCCUGCAAGUAGGCUCUCAUGCGUUGCAGCAGGAGCAAAGUCGAUGAGCAAAGUCACAAGAGGUGAGUCAGCGAGCGAAGCAAGCCAGUGAGGGGCCUGGCGUGAAUCAUUCUCAGCUGCUCACUUCGCUCGCUGACUCUUGCUUUGUUCGCCAACGGCUUUUCUUGUGCCCCCAAUGAUGAGAGCCUGCUUGCAGGCUUAAUAGUAUGGUAAUCAGUUAGAAGAAUUAAUAUUUUGCACCUGACUGAACAGAUAAGGAGAGAAAUUUUCUCACUUACAACAAACAAUACAUCAUAGUAUUUACCGGACUAUUUACCCCACCAUAACAUAAUUUUAUUUGUUUCCCAGCUAUUUUUGUUCAGUAUGAGGAAUAAACAUCUCCAAGUGAAAUGCUUCU